AUGGCUGGGGCUACGCCUACGACUGCAAAAGAGAUCCAGCACGAUGCUAUCGUGCAAAACACCGACCAUGAUGCGGCCACGUCUCGGCUCAGUGCAGUUGAUGCCGGCUACCUAGAGGACCCCUUUGCACACCUGAUUGGUCCCUCCGAGGGCGUGUCGAGACGACUGCCACUGAUGAAUCGAGGUACUUACGUGAGAACAACGGGCAUUGACAGGAUCGUGGAUGCCUUUCUGUCCGCGCCAGAGAAUCCUCACAAGCAGAUCAUUUCGUUGGGCGCAGGAAGUGACACGAGAUAUUUCCGGCUUAAGCAGGCCCGGCGAAACGUGGCCAUCACCUACCAUGAAAUUGACUUUGCGGCCAACACGCGACGCAAGAUCAGUCAUCUACGGAGUCCUACAUUUUCGGUGGCUGCAAAAACCCUUGCGGGUAUCGACAUGCGUGCCCAAGAGGUCGACAUCUCCGAGGACGGCACGACGUUGACUUCUCCCGAGUACAUCAUCCACCCACGAGAUCUACGUCAACUUCCUCAUCAACAGCCCGGACUGACAGGUCUGGACACGAGCUUGCCAACGCUCAUCAUCUCUGAGUGCUGCCUCAUCUACUUACCCCCCGACGAUGCGGAUGCAGUGCUACAGUACUUCUCGAAUUUGUUUCCCUCAGGUACCCCCUUGGCCAUCGUAAUAUACGAACCCAUUCGGCCCCACGACUCCUUUGGUAGGACGAUGGUCAACAACCUCAUGAACAGAGGCAUUCAGUUACAGACACUGGUAAAAUAUGCGGACUUGGCUGAACAGAGGAUAAGACUGGAACGUCACGGCUUUCAGAAUAGUACAGCUGGGACUCUCGGGGGCUCACGGUCUGUCGAUAUCGACUUCAUCUGGCGAGAAUGGGUGGAGGCUAGUGAGAAGGAACGGAUAGAGGGCCUAGAGUGGAUGGAUGAGGUUGAAGAAUUCGUUCUGUUGGCGAAACACUACUGCAUCUCAUGGGGUUGGCGAGGAUACAACGAAGAUGGCCACUGGCGUAGCCUUCCAUCUGCCAUUCCUCCUUAG
Messenger RNA from Exophiala spinifera, 1050 nucleotides. RefSeq lists its product as uncharacterized. NCBI's taxonomy places the organism in Eukaryota, Fungi, Ascomycota, Eurotiomycetes, Chaetothyriales, Herpotrichiellaceae. Gene Ontology annotation, biological process: C-terminal protein methylation. Bases 1 to 1050 code for a protein of 349 amino acids. Gene Ontology annotation, molecular function: protein C-terminal leucine carboxyl O-methyltransferase activity. The record is from RefSeq and is a predicted model, not a curated record. The transcript is spliced from 2 exons.